AUGGCUGAGGAUACUCUCCGUACGUACGCCUCAGAUCUUUUCAGCGUGAUAGAAGUAAAUGCGGCAGGGGUGGUACCAGUCUCUAGUUGUGUGGAAACACUCUGUAGCCUUAACACAGACCUCACACGUGAGAAAGCCGAGGCGAUUGUGAAGGAAUUAAGACUUUCAGAUCGACGUAAUAUUGAUCGAAAUAAUUUUAUUACAGCUGUACUUCGGGCUCUGGAAUACAAAUCUUAUCAAAGUGCCAGAAGUGUUCUGCGUGAUUUGAUAUUACGCUUUCGAUUGACGUAUCGAAAAAAAUAUUUAAUGAUGGAUAUAGGAGCCAAUACACCAAUUCCAUCACUUACAGAGAAUCCAACUGUAGUAGCACUUUUUAAAGAAUUAUUUUCUUCAGCAUCACAUGGUAAACCCUAUAUUACCCGUUCACAAUUAGAAGAAUUAGUUCACAAUAUUCUUCCUGAUUCUCCGGCCAGUGCAUGUAAUCUUGUAAAGGCGGCUUUAUCCGAGGAUGAAAGUGAUAUGAUUGGAUUUUAUGAAUUUAUAACAGUAAUGCAGCCCAUCACAUCACGUCAAUCACUCAGUGAAUUAGUGGAACGAUUUCGUAGUCGAAGAGAAGCACGGAAAGAACAAAGUUCUCUCCCAUAUGCUUCAUUCCAUGGUAUACGCCCAUUAUCACAAUCUUCUCUAUCCGUAUUAUCAUCAUUAUCAUUAUCAGCAUCAGCAGUAAAAUCAGUAGCAUUACCUUUAACAGCAUCUGAUCCGAUGGAUAUGGAGUUACAGAUGUAUCGCCGUUGGGAUGCGGAAGCACAACGAGAUUUUGAUCAGGCAUCAUUUAAAGGAUUUAUUGGUAUUACAAAAACAACACCAUCCACUGUGGCUUCACAUGAUCGAGAAGUGAUAAUGGAUAAGAGAGAUUGUGAGAAGAAACUAUCUGUAAUGGAACGUGAGUUGAUACAUCUGCGGCGUGAGAAUGAGUCCCUACGUCAUGAUCUCCUUCUGGCACAAAUGCAAAAACCUUCUCUCCGUGUGGAGGAGGAUGGUCGUAUAGUGGAAUUGAGUGGUGAUGAAUUUUUCAAUAGAGAAAAUGCCAUCCUUCGUGAAGAACUUUCUGAAAUGAAAGAAUCUCUUCGUAUGUAUCAGGCCGAGAAUGAUCUUCAUUCCGAUAUGACAAAUAUAGCUACAUUACUUCGUAAGGGAGUUUCUUCAGCUGAAGUACUUCGUCGUGUUUAUCCAGAGGAGUCAACAUUGUUUAACCGCUACCAACAUCUUGUACGGAUGACAGAGAAAAGAAGAGAUGAUAUUGCUCCUCCAGGCUCAGCGGCACGAUUACUAAUAACACAACUUGAUCUUAUUAUACAAGGCUAUCAAGCUCUUUAUCGGAGAUUUCGCGAAAAUGUAGAAACAGAUGGUGUCUUAUCUACACCAUCUUAUUCUGCAAGGACUUCAUCCGCUAGUGUUAGUGAAAAGCCUAUCAGGUCAUUGCGACCCCGACGGGCUCCAUGGGUGGAUUGA
Molecule: messenger RNA, 1512 nt
Organism: Trypanosoma theileri
Lineage: Eukaryota; Euglenozoa; Kinetoplastea; Trypanosomatida; Trypanosomatidae
Exons: 1
Coding region: 1-1512 (503 amino acids)
Source: RefSeq, a predicted model, not a curated record